Dimorphilus gyrociliatus is the source of this 420-nucleotide messenger RNA. The record is from the annotation of a GenBank genome assembly. Lineage: Eukaryota; Metazoa; Annelida; Polychaeta; Dinophilidae.
UAUUUAAUGCAACCUUGACCUUAUUUUGCCGCCAUGGAUGAAACCAAAUUACCAAAUCUAGGAGUUUCUCUCUUCCCCUUGUCUCGAAUUAGGCUUAUUAUGAAGAGCUCGCCAGAUGUAUCAUCGAUCAGUUCUGAUUCUCUAUUUUUGAUUGGAAAAGCAACGGAACUCUUUGUUGAACAUCUAGUAGAAGAAACGUAUACAAAUUGCCCUGAUAAGCAAAAAAUAAACUAUAAUGAUUUUGCCGACGUUGUAAACAAAAACGAGCAAUUGGAGUCUUUUUUACUCGGUUUGAUUAUUUACUAUAAUAUGUGCUAUGGAAUUUCAACCCUUAUUGUAUUUUUGUCUGUCCAUAACAGAUGUAAUACCGAGAAAAUUAAAGUACAAAGAGGUCCUGGAGAUAAGAAAAAAGAUGAAUGA